Emiliania huxleyi CCMP1516 is the source of this 681-nucleotide messenger RNA. RefSeq lists its product as hypothetical. The record is from RefSeq and is a predicted model, not a curated record. The transcript has 2 exons. Lineage: Eukaryota; Haptophyta; Isochrysidales; Noelaerhabdaceae. Gene Ontology annotation, molecular function: phosphoprotein phosphatase activity. The coding region runs from base 1 to 681 and encodes 226 amino acids.
AUGGCAAGCAGCAGCCCACAAUCGAGGGCAACAGCGCGCCUUGCGCUUGUGCUCGACAUAGACGGCACGCUCAUCGACUCGACCGACUUCGACACGGUCAUUCACAAGCGGCCAGGCGUCGAUGCCUUUCUCGACGACUGCUUCUCUUCGUUUGCCGCCGUUGCCAUCUGGACGCACGCGGGCAGCGAUUGGGCCCGACACGUGACGCAGCACGUGCUCACAGACGCCGACGGCCGGCCACGACCGUGGGCGUUCGUGUGGUCAGCGAGCAGGGCGAGCGCCAAGCGCAAGCCGAUCGAGCACAUGUUCGACUUGCAUCCGGCGCGCGACUACAUCAAGCCGCUUCUCAAGGUGUGGCGCGGCAAGAAGCGUGCGGCGGCUGGCUUCACGCGCGACCGCACGAUCAUCGUCGAGGACACGCCUUCGAACUGCAAGAGCAACUACGGCAAUGCCGUCUACGUGCCCACCUUUCAGGCGGGCGACUGGUCCGACAACACCCUUCCGCUGCUUUCGCUGCACCUCGACGAGCUCGAUGCGCAUGUGCGUGCACAAGGGAUCAGCGUGCGGUACGUAGAGAAGAGGUGGUGGUCGACUGAGGUGGUUCCUCCGUGCUGUUGCUUCUCGUGCUUGCUGGCUCGCAUGGAUUUGGAUGUUCCAGAUACGGGUGCGUGGACCCCGUGA